AGUAAUCUUAUAAACAUUUAUCGGUAAUAACAGGAGUAAUAAUAGCAGAUUGCUUAAAACAAUUAUCGAUUGUGCUAUCCUGUCUUGAGCGACGUUUUGGUAAGCUUUUUACGUCAUAAUUUUUUUUAUAGAAAUUUAAAAUUGCUGUCCCCAGGGAAAGUUAAAAGAGGUAAAGAGAAAUCCUGUUCACUUAUUUACUUUGGUUUGUUUAUUGUCAAAAGGAAAUUGAAGUUAUAAUUUUUGUUUUACAGUCUAUUAAGCAAAUCAUGUUUCUUUUCCUAUCUGUUUUUUUCCUCUUUACUGGGAAUUUUCUGGGAAGGUUUAAACGCUAUGUAUAUUAUUCAAAUAUUUUACCCUAGCGGGAGCGCUGUACUAGAAGAAUACCAAGGUUUUCAAGGGAAGAAAGCGAUGAAGAAAUAAGUUGUCUUCUCUUUGUGUAGCAGGAGUCAACCCUGAGUCCCAGGGUGGAUUCGUUUCCCUCAUCUUAACACUGGCAUUCAUUUUUUAGCUCCUAUUGCAGUGGAUGAAAAUGAAGGCUGUCCGAUUUACUUUCCUUCUACUUGUUUUUUACUGUUUUGAAUCAAGUAAGUAUCAUAACUCUAUUUUCUUAGUAGUCCUUGUGUUUUUUCCCUUUGGUUAUCAGUUUUUGCCCCGCUGUUUCUGUUUCUUAAGAUUUGUCUGUGGGAUAACGCUUAUGGAGCAUUUCCACUCUAAAAGAUGUGGUUGCUACCGAACAGGUGUCUCGAGUGAAUCGAAGCACUAAGAUGGAACUUUGUUUCCUUAAAAAGCUCUUUGAAAAACUUUUAAAAGGAAAGACUUCGCCUUGAAGUCUGACCGCUUAAAGCUUUGUGUUGACAUUUAUUUCUCUAGUUUUACCGGCCCUUUUUCAUUCAAGUAAAUUCAUCGAUUUUUUCCAGGUAUUGGAGCGGAUGAAGAGGUAUCAGCUUCUGGCAUGGAGUCAGGUUCAUCAGGAAGUGGAGAUUUCUUAAGCGAUAGAGACGAGGAAAUUCGUAGAAUAUCUGAACUUCAAACAUCGAUACCAUACAAAAAACGUAAGAAUAGCAACGGAACGUGCAGUAGUUCCAUUUAAGAUACAGAGAAUUUACGAUGUCACGACGGCAACAGCAACAUAUUAGCAAAGAUACAUUUCAACAAGUACAACACACCUUUUGGUACAUUUCUUUAUUGCCACCCUUAUUAGACCGCGUAAAAUUGCUCAAUUUUACGUUUUAUUGGGAACGUAAACAAAUGUCGAAGAGUUUCUAAAAAUCUCUCUAUCAACUUUGGUAUUUUUCUAACGAAUUCAAUUACAAGAGAUCGAGUUCGCCUGCAUUUGAAAAAGUGAGUUAGUUGGUAUAAUCGUGACAGACAAUUACGAUGACAACGGCAAAAGACCGCUUCAAAGAAGGGUGACCGCCUAGCUCAGGCUCGGUUAAUUAAAUUGCUUUAAUUUUUUUCAGUGUAUAACUUAAAAAAAUGCGAGGAUGAUCCAGAAGCUGACUGCGAAGGACUGUCACAAGAAAAAUGUCUUCAAGAAUUUAAUGAUAUGGUUGAAGACUGUCCAUGGUCAUGCCACUUUUGUGCCAAGGAGGGCGGUAGGUGAACUCCAAAUCUUGAUGAUAAGAGAGCGCUCACACUUAAUUGGACCGGCUCCCGGCUACAGGGCUCUAUAAGUCUCUCGCGGGUAAAUAAUGUGAAUGCAGACUUUCGCCAAACAUAUUCACGCCAGCAUAAUUAAACUUGGGCACGGCCGAUGCUGGCUCAAGAUCAUGAUCUCCGGCACUUAAGGUGGCAAUCCAGAUCUCUUUUUUUAACACACGUUUUCUAUAACUUCCGAGGCAAUCAAUUACUUUCCACUCCCUGCUACGCUCACGUAUCAAAAUGGCGUCUGGCAGGGCAUAAUAGAUCAAAAUGAUUACCCCCGCCUGGUUAGCCCAGUUGGGAGAGCGCCAGUCUGCUGAGCGGGAGGUCGUGGGCUUAAAUCCCGGCCGGACCAACACGAAGGGUCCUAAACUAACUGAGGAGAAAGUGCUGCCUUUGUAAUGAGAUCUGCAAAUGGUUAGACUUUCUAGUCUUCACGGAUAAGGACGAAAAACCGUAGGUCCCGUCUCACAGCACUUUCACUGAUUUGUUCUUGUGGGACGUAAAAGAACCUACACCACUGUUCGAAAAGAGUAGGGGACGUAGACCCCAGUGGUGUAGUCAACCUUUCCUGGGUUGGGUGGGUUAUCUGUAAGGACACACUUAAAAUGGAGUCCCGCCCUGUUAUGUGUUCCGCACUAUAUGGUGGAAGUGAUUGAAUAAAUAAGUCAGAUAACUGAGGUGUGAUCACAACACAGUUUUGUGUUGGUACCCUGGCACUAGAGCUGGAGCACCAAGUGUGAACAGCCCGCCUGAUUGCAAUAGUUUGUUUUAAAUGGCCAAUGAAAAUAGAACUUCGUGGCUCCUGAUUUCUCUACCUGUGGAAGAACCUAUUUUAAAGAACUGGAUGAAUGAAAAAGNUUGUUCUUGUGGGACGUAAAAGAACCUACACCACUGUUCGAAAAGAGUAGGGGACGUAGACCCCAGUGGUGUAGUCAACCUUUCCUGGGUUGGGUGGGUUAUCUGUAAGGACACACUUAAAAUGGAGUCCCGCCCUGUUAUGUGUUCCGCACUAUAUGGUGGAAGUGAUUGAAUAAAUAAGUCAGAUAACUGAGGUGUGAUCACAACACAGUUUUGUGUUGGUACCCUGGCACUAGAGCUGGAGCACCAAGUGUGAACAGCCCGCCUGAUUGCAAUAGUUUGUUUUAAAUGGCCAAUGAAAAUAGAACUUCGUGGCUCCUGAUUUCUCUACCUGUGGAAGAACCUAUUUUAAAGAACUGGAUGAAUGAAAAAGUAAUGACAGAAACUAGAACCACAUUGGUUAUUCCAAUGAACUUUCUUAAACAACAACAACAACAACAACCACAACCACAACAAUGGAAUUGAUGCAUAAAAAAUAAAUGGUACGAAUUGCUCAAUUUGUCGUAUGUAUGUUUUUAAAGAGUUUACCAGUCGCUGUGAAGACCGUAACAAUCACUGCCCAAGCUAUGCACAGAGAGGAGACUGCCAAAGACUUCCAGACUACAUGAUGCAAACCUGCAAAAAGUCUUGCCAGUUCUGUGGAAAGGGUUGGUGGCUUUAAUUGAGUCUUUAAUCAAUCCUGCAAAACAGAAAGAGCUGCAAUAGAUCUCUCUGAAAAGGGAAAUGCUUUUCUUUAACUUGACAAUGUGCUGAAUUUGCAAAGUGUUGGAAGGGGUAUUGUGCUACGAUCCAACGAAGCUGAAAGCUUAGAAAACAGGCAGUACCUAAACACAAUGUCAUUUUUAAGCACUUUAUUUCUGGUGAGAGACAGAGCGAUUUCAAAUUUGACAGAAUUCACUGACCAGAUGUUGCCAACUCUCUUUUGUUUAAGAGGACAAUAUUCUAGGCACAUGGAGAUUUAUUAUGUGACAGUUCAUUGUUUUAGUGUGGAUUGUACCAAGGACUUAUUAGGUGGUAUAAGAAGAGACAACUAUAUAUAUGUAGAUAUUGCAGGCGCUUUUCUUCAUUAAAGGGAAAAGAAAGGUUCUACUCUAACUGAGAGGCUUGGGGCACUAUGGAAUUACCCUGAAUACAGUCAAAUCUCUUAUUGAACACCUCUGUAGCAACUAGGACGGACACCUUGCUAAAAUGGUCACCAAGAGUUGGUCCCUGCCUUUCUUUUCUUUGUUUAGUUGACUCUAUAAGUCGGACAUUUCGUUAAGUUGGAUGCAUAGUGUCGGUCCCAAAGGUGUUCAUUGUAGAGAGAGUUGACUUCGUUAAAGGUGGAAUGGCUGAUUAUAAUGCCAACAUGAGAUGAAUAGCCAUUCUGAGACCAGUGCAUUAAGACGGCCCUCGAGAAACACUGAUGUCUGUUAUGAAAGCGGUGCAGUUAAUACCAUCAUUUAAACUACUUUGAAUGCAAAGAUUAAUUCUACUCUAUCUGUAUUUAUUUCUCGUUUUAGAAUCAAAGUACGUGGAUAAGCACACGGUGUGCCCAAUCUGGGGAAGGGAAGGUUACUGCCAAACAGACGAAGACAUAAGACGAGCAUGUCCCCACAGCUGCGAGAAGUACAAAGGCGUGCAACCAGCUCCUCAAUCGUACCCCUAUCCUAUCACGGCCCUUCACCCAUAUCAGUACCAGCAGGGACAAUACCCUAUACCAGUUCCUAACCCAUAUCCAAACCCUUAUCCCGCUCCAUACCCGUAUCCAGCUCCCUACCCCUACCCCUACCCUUACCCAUCACAUUACCCCUCACAGUACCCCUACCCUACCCCCAGCCCCUACCCAACACCACCAGAACCUACACCGGCUCCAUAUCCAACACCACCCACACCUGUACCGGCUCCAUAUCCAACACCACCCACACCUGUACCGGCUCCAUACCCAACACCCCCGGCACCUGGACCUGCUCCAUAUCCGACUCCUCCAACACCUCCACCAGCUCCACCACCUCCUCCACCACCACCGUAUCCAGUUUCUCCGCCUCCAUACCCCGCAGCCCCACCACCUCCUCCACCUCCUUACCCCGCAGCCCCACCACCUCCACCACCUACAUAUCCGGCAUCCCCGGCACCUCCACCACCUACAUAUCCGGCAGCCCCGGUACCUCCACCGCCUACAUAUCCAGCAGCCCCGGCACCUCCAGGAGGGAUAGCACCUGCACCUACAUACGACAAAAGUGAAAGAGAACGGAAGCAACACAGAAAACAUUUCAAGCAUAAGAAAUACCACUCUACAGAACACAAGAAUAAGAAACACGACUGA
This is a messenger RNA of Porites evermanni, 4807 nucleotides long. NCBI's taxonomy places the organism in Eukaryota, Metazoa, Cnidaria, Anthozoa, Scleractinia, Poritidae. The record is from the annotation of a GenBank genome assembly.